This is a messenger RNA of Anoplophora glabripennis (Asian longhorned beetle), 246 nucleotides long. RefSeq lists its product as uncharacterized. Gene Ontology annotation, cellular component: neuron projection membrane. The transcript has a single exon. Gene Ontology annotation, biological process: synapse organization. The record is from RefSeq and is a predicted model, not a curated record. Lineage: Eukaryota; Metazoa; Arthropoda; Insecta; Coleoptera; Cerambycidae. The coding region runs from base 1 to 246 and encodes 81 amino acids.
AUGUCUCUGCAGGUGUCGUGGGUGCGGCACAGGGACGUCCACCUGCUGACCGUCGGCCGCUACACCUACACAAGCGACCAGCGCUUCAGAGCCAUCCACCAGCCCCACUCCGAGGACUGGACGCUGCAGAUCAAGUACCCCCAGCACAGGGACUCGGGGGUGUACGAGUGCCAGGUGUCGUCCACACCGCACCUCAGCCACUUCAUACACCUCACGGUGAUCGGUAAGUAUCUACAUGGUGGAUAA